Pangasianodon hypophthalmus (striped catfish) is the source of this 2478-nucleotide messenger RNA. It is a transcript of the gene sox14, whose product is annotated as SRY-box transcription factor 14. The transcript has a single exon. Bases 496 to 1230 code for a protein of 244 amino acids. Gene Ontology annotation, biological process: anatomical structure morphogenesis; regulation of DNA-templated transcription; cell differentiation. NCBI's taxonomy places the organism in Eukaryota, Metazoa, Chordata, Actinopteri, Siluriformes, Pangasiidae. The record is from RefSeq and is a predicted model, not a curated record. Gene Ontology annotation, molecular function: DNA-binding transcription factor activity, RNA polymerase II-specific; RNA polymerase II cis-regulatory region sequence-specific DNA binding.
UUAUGUGCAGCCCAGCCUUUCAACUCCGCCGCCUUUUGGCUUCCAUUCACGAGCUUUUUCUACUCAUUUCCUAAGCCAGGUGCUUCGCAAAAGACGACAAACCUCCGAGAGGGAAGAGAAAACACACACACGUACGCAUACACACACGCACAUACACACACACACACACGCAGACAGACACACACAAACACCCAGAGUUCACUCGUCGACCACGGGACUUUUUUGCCUCACCUCGGCGGAUUUUUGGCAGCUGCACACUGGGUGUUGAAGAGGAAAGAAACAUUUAUAACCAUUUGCUGAAACUCGUAAGAGUUGCGCGGUUGGAUUUUUUCACCGAUGCCUUUUUCACAGUUCUUCUCCGACUCUCCAGAAGUGGCAUGAUCGGCGUCCGUCAGCAAGACAGGUGAAUUAUUUCCUCCACUCGGUUUUGGUGGCAUAAACAUUUUGACGUUAUUUUACUUGGACUGAACGGUGUGCGUGUCGCUUAACAAAGCCAUGUCCAAGCCGGCCGAUCACAUCAAGAGACCCAUGAACGCCUUCAUGGUAUGGUCCCGCGGCCAGAGGAGGAAAAUGGCCCAAGAGAAUCCCAAGAUGCACAACUCUGAGAUCAGCAAGAGGCUCGGUGCCGAGUGGAAGCUUCUCUCCGAGGCUGAGAAGCGGCCCUACAUUGACGAGGCCAAGCGGCUGCGCGCGCAGCACAUGAAAGAGCACCCGGACUACAAGUACCGGCCGCGGCGCAAGCCCAAGAACCUGCUCAAGAAGGACCGAUAUGUGUUCCCGCUGCCCUACUUGGGCGACGCUGAACACUUGAAAGCACUUCCGGUUUCCGGUGCCGACUCGUUGUUGGCUUCCGGGCCGGAAAAAGCUCGCGCGUUCUUGCCGCCGGCGGCCUCUGCACCCUACUCGUUCCUUGACCCAAGUCAGUUCGGCUCCAGCGCUGCGCAGAAGAUGGCCGAUAUGCCACACGCUCUUGCCGCCGCCGCCGCUGGCUCGCUGCCCUACGCCUCCUCACUCGGCUACCAGAACGGCGCGUUUGGCGGCCUGGCGUGUCCGGGGCAGCACACACACACCCACCCGUCACCCACCAACCCGGGCUAUGUAGUGCCCUGCAACUGCACAGCGUGGUCAGCGGCGUCCAGCCUGCAGCCCCCCGUCGCCUACAUCCUGUUUCCGGGCAUGGGUAAGAGCGGCAUCGACCCGUACCCCACAGCGCACGCCACGGCCAUGUAAAAUAACACCUAAAGUCGAGCAGAGGGACAGUUUUUACUUUGGAAACUUGAACCACGUAAAACACAUACUCUCACACACGAAGUUACAAGAGCAAACAGACAGUCGGGCUCUCCGAAAACUUCUACCAUGUUCAAACAAAAGACGUUUCUGCCUGGAAACUUUAACGAUGUAAAAUAAAUCAGUUAAUAAAUUAAUUAAUAGCCACGCAGUUAGAGGGUGUUCAGCGCACAAGAAAACUCCACGGAACCUUCAGUGAGGUUACCCUCCGAAAACAGAGGGAAAAGACAACUUUUUUUUUUUUUUUGGAAACUUGAAUAAUGUUAAAGAAAAAAAAACAACAGGUCAUAUAAACAGUUGUAAAGCAGCCAAAAGCCGCUGCUGCUCUUUGAAAACUUGAAGCGCGUGAAGUGACCCAGGUGUCCCUGUCUGCAAGCCUGACCUCUGCUGCAUCAUGCCACCAGGCACAAGUGCAAAGCUCACUGUGUAGAGGCCGUGAGGACUUUCAGAACUGGAGAAAAACUUUCAGUGUUUUCAUCAUGCCCGUUUUUUCCCUCUGGACCUCUGCAUGGGAACUUGGGAGUAGAUGUGAGAGAUCAAGGAGCCCUGAACUGUAAGAAAUGUAAAUGUUAUAACAUUUAUUAACGGCUAUCCGAUUAAGGAUGCCUUUAACUUUAUUUAUUAUGUACAUUUUUGAUGCUAUACUAAUAAUAAUUUUGUUUCAUGAUAUUAUUAUUAUUGUUAUCUUAUUUUAAAGGCCCAUUUGGUUUGCACAAGUGACACUCACCCUUCAUAUCUCUUGUAUAUUGUACUUAUAUUUUAGCACUCAGAUAAACUGGCUUGGAUCACGCUUAGAACUUUUUGAGUUGGAUGAACAUACGGGUUAUAUUGUUUAUAGGCUAUUUAUCAAACCGGUGCAUAAAAUUAGACAACUAUUUAAAACAUCAAGUGGAAAAAAAAAAUAUCUUUUUAACAUUUUUCUUUUCUUUUUUUUUUUUUUUUCAAAUUGUGGUUCAGCGCUAGUCACGUUCAAUUCAUCUGAGGAAGAAGGAGCUGGAGUUUGAAGCGAAGCAGUUAAUGUUGUGGUUUUAUUAUGAUGAUUAUUAUUAUUUUUCAACUGCGAUGGUAAUUUAAAAGCUGUACUAAUGUUAUGGAAAGGAAGAUGUAUCCAAAUGGGUGAUACCUCGAUUCUUUGUUCAUUUGCCUGAGCAAAGACAUUUUGAAUAAAGACAAUCUGUCUUCAAAAUUAUA